This is a messenger RNA of Gopherus flavomarginatus (Mexican gopher tortoise), 3778 nucleotides long. RefSeq names its product CMRF35-like molecule 5. Gene Ontology annotation, cellular component: plasma membrane. The transcript is spliced from 7 exons. NCBI's taxonomy places the organism in Eukaryota, Metazoa, Chordata, Testudines, Testudinidae. Gene Ontology annotation, molecular function: transmembrane signaling receptor activity. The coding region runs from base 61 to 1023 and encodes 320 amino acids. The record is from RefSeq and is a predicted model, not a curated record.
UAUUGCAGAGCGCGUUACUUUCCAUUUGGCUUUCUGCUGCUCGGAGAAGGAACCAGGACAAUGAGAAUUUUCCCUGGCUGGGGCUGGAUUGUUUUCCCAGGAUGCUGGGCCUUGAUUGGCCCUCAGGAGGUAAGAGGUCCCCUGGGUGGAGUGCUCACUGUACAGUGUUGGUAUGGCAGAGGCUAUGAGAAUUAUAUUAAAUACUGGUGCAGAGGAACAACUUCAACAUCCUGCCUUGUAGUUGUUACGACAGGGUCAGAGGCAAUGGUGAAGCACGACAGAGUCUCCAUCAAAGACAUUCACACUUUCUGCACGUUCAUAGUGACCAUGAAAAACCUCACAGAGGGAGACUCUGGGACUUACUGGUGUGGGAUAGACAGACUGGGAUGGGAUCUCAUGUUCCCUGUGAAAGCGAAUGUUCUUCCAGCUGUUCCUGCCUCGCCACCGCCAGCACCAACGAGAGAGACAACAGUUCAUGCUGCUUUCAAUGAGGUUCCUUUCAGAUGGACUGCCCCUGAAGUGGCUGAAUCCACCUCCACCGUUCACAGCAGCGACUCUCGUGCAGGUACAACGGACCCAGUCCUCCAUAUCCUGACACCAUGCAUCCUGCUGGUUCUACUUCUGAUUCUGUUCAUGGUUGUACUGUUUAGAAGGAUGUCGCAGAGGAGAAACAAAGCUCUUGAGGGAGCAUGUGGACAAAGGCAAAAGAACUUCCAUCCCUAUCGGCUGGUACCUGGAAACACCCCGUCGUCCUUCGUUACCAGUGAUCCUGUGGCCUCUUGUAAGGCAGCCAUCUGCAUGCCCAUGGAGGAGACACCAGACUCAGCAGCCAAUGAGGAUCUCUAUGAAAAUGCCAUCCAGGAGACCCAGGCUUCAAGAUCGACAGAAGAGGUUGUUCCUGGUACAGUGAAAUGUACAACCUCACAUCAGCAGACCAUCUAUGCCAAUAUGAAUCCAAACACACGCAGUAGGACAUCCCCCUCUCGUCAUCAAGGAAAACCUGGGAAAAAAAAUACUGGAUGAAGCUCAAUGCUCUUGGAACAUUCCCCCUCCUACUGUUGGAAUUUUUAGCAGCUUGUUCUCAUUUCCCUGCAGUUACAUACAUAGAAGCUUUCAGGUUCCUGUUCCUCCAUUAUUCUUCUUGUGCCAGGUCCCCCUGUACUGUGAUGCUAGUGUUGCUGCUGAUUGUGUCCCAUUGCCAGCGAGACUGUUUCACAGAUUUACUUACCACUCAGUGCUUCUCGUUCCUCAGAUCAUCUGGAAACAGAACAUAUUCCUGGUGGUUUCACCUCCUGGAUGACUGGGAGCAUUUCUAGAAGGACUUCGUAUGGGUUUGCAGGUUUGUCACACUCUCUCUCUGUCUGCCAGAAUUUCCUGCUUUAAAGUUAGACAACUGCUAAUAAAAAGCUCUUUUCUCUCUUCUGGACUGCGGUCCUUGGAAUGACUCAAUAAGAGGGUGUCAGAUCCAGGUGUGUUUUGGUGGGAUGCGUUCUAUCUCAUACACCGAGCUCUAUAUAUUUCUCUCUGUCUACACAGUUGCCAACUCUAUACCAUCUAUUUCUGUUCCCUGGUCCUCUUGAAAACUCCAGUCUUGCUUUGCAUUGUCUGCACUGGGAUCUGGAUGAACAUACAUUACAAGCAGAGAUCCGGGGAGAUGCAGCCAACAGAUGUGGGGAGAACUGCUGUCAACUUUUACACCACGGGCUUGACCCCUUCCAGCUGACAAAUCUCAGUCCAGCGUUACUCCCUAGCCCUCCAUAUGUGAUGUAUAAAAUGGCUGCUCUGUUAGACAGGCUCUAGUUCAAUCACUGGUGCAGGAAUUACUGCGUGAAGAGAGAUGGCCUGAGCUAGGCAGGAGGUCAGACUAGAUGCAAGAGGGUCAGCUUGGACUGGGCUGGCAUGAAGUGCUUCAUGCUUCAAUUUCCCCUCCGGGUCAAUGGUCCUUCACAGAGGCCUACAAGCCUGCGAUGAUAUUGACCUUCUGGUCCAAAGCUCAAUUCCUCCCCUUCUAGGGAUCUGUCCCAGUCCAAUGGAAAAAUCCAAACCAAAGAAUGGUGCACAGCCCUCACUGGGCUCAGAAAGCUGCAGCCCUGUUCUUAGGCUCAAAUACGCCUUCAGCCCCUAGCGCAGGAUCUUCCAGAGCCUUCCACUUCCAGACUAACAAGUAACCCUUCACCCUUCUGUCAGGGAGCCUGGUCCCUCCCCUUGAACUGAGCUAACUAAUGAGACAGCUGCCUGUUCCAGCCCACACCUCCACCCCAUAUCUUUAUUCCCACAGGGCUAUCUCAGACCUCCCUCAGUUGACCCUCUUGGGCUUCUAACUCAGCCCUUCCUCAAGUCUCUCCCACCAUCUCCUUCCUAGGCUUCCCUGCAAGCUAAGCCUUUUCUGGCUCCAUUCCCAGAGCUCUUGCACAAGCACUGUAGACAGCCACCACUUGACCCCUACUCUGCUGCCCCAGACUGCGUUGUAUGGCAGGUACCGCCUGCAGCCACAGGGCCUUCAGUUGCCUGAUCCAAGGACAAGUCAGAGCUGGCCUUUGAACCCCUUUCAGGCUCAGCUCACCCUGUGACAUUAGGUGAUCAUUCCUAAGAGACCGUUAAACUCAAUGAGUGAGGUGAGUGCAUGCAAACAGGAAGACAUCCCAUGUUGGCUCUAAAACCCUGAUCUGGCAUUCAUAUAAACAUACAUAGAAGCAGGCUGUGGGAAGUGGGGCAGCUCUGCAGUGUCCCCUUCAAGGCCACACUUGGUACUGCAUCCACUCCCUGCCUUAGUCUGUAAGAUCUGGCUGCCUGGUUGGGGAAGAGCAGCCUACUCCAUAUGCUUGGUUUCAGUCUCUAAUCCACGUUUCACCUCACUUAAAAACUACGGGCUUACAAAAUCAGAUAUAAAAAUACAAAAGUGUCACAGCACACGCACUGAAAAAUUGCUUGUUCUCAUUUUUGACCAUAUAAUCAUAAAAUACAACAAUUGGAAUAUAAAUAUUGUUCUUACAUUUCAGUGUAUAGUAUACAGAGCAGUAUAAAAAAGUCAUUGACUGUAUUAAAUUUUAGUUUGUACUGACUUCGCUAGUGCUUUUUAUGUACAGUGUUGUAAAACUAGGCAAAUAUCUAGAUGAGUUGAUGUACUCCCUGGAAGACCUCUACGUAUUCCCAGGGAUACACAUACCCCUGGUUGAGAACCACCGCUAAUCAACUAAUAAAAUAGCAACUCAGGUGUGAUGUUACACUCCAUAUGUUAAUGGAAAUAUGCUCAUGAGUGUAAAUAUAAUGUAACUAGAAUAUGCUUUAUGCAAAAAGUCUCUUGUAAGGUAUCAUCACAAAGCUUAUAAUCUACUGAGUGUGUUCAUCCUAUUUGUAUGAAUGUAUCAUUCUUGUAUCUGAAGCUAGAAAUAUGAGGUAUAACACUGAGGUCCUAUUGUAAUUAUGUAAAGUGUGGGCCAUUAAUGGUGGUUUAGAAUCUUGAUGGCUCCCAUUGACCAGGACAAUUGGUUUUAAAUGGCUCUGUUUACCUGUAAGCCUUCCUGUGUUCCUGUGAGUCAAGCUGGAAAGAAUGGAGGCUUGGGGUCUCACAGGACAGGUGACCAUGUCACCUGGUACUGGAAUCCAUCUUAAACCUGGUGCUUUUCCAUUUAGAAGAAGGGGUGGGGACCCAGAUAGACAAAAUAUUCCUGCUUUGUUCCAAAGCCAUAAAAGGGGUUGGAACAGAACAAAGGAGGGCGGCCAGUCAUGAGAAAUCCCCUAGUUACCAUCUGAGCUGGAACUAACAAGAACUGCAUCG